Messenger RNA from Trichobilharzia szidati, 2238 nucleotides. NCBI's taxonomy places the organism in Eukaryota, Metazoa, Platyhelminthes, Trematoda, Strigeidida, Schistosomatidae. The record is from the annotation of a GenBank genome assembly.
AUGGAUUUUGUCAGAAGACCUGCUACAAAGCUGUCAAACGAAUUAACAGUUUUACUCACAAAGCAUCCAAUCAGGAAUAUAAUUCUGGCCAUAAGUUUGGGCUUGAUAUCUUGGAAGUUACUUGUCAAACUCCAAACAUACCACAAUCAGAAACGGCUAACAGUUAAGCGAAGACAAGUCGAACAAAAUGUCGAAAAAGUCAGACAAAGUCUGUCGAAUUUGCCAACAUCAGUCUCACACACCAUUUGUAACGAAAGCUUGUCAUAUUUAUCUGAGCAGAUCAAGUCAGGGAGUUUAGAACCCGCUGAUGUACUACAUGCCUUUCAGCUCAAAGCGUUGGAGUUGUACGAUAACGGAAAUUCAGGUAUUUGUGAAUUCAUUUUGGAGGCAGAAGAGAAUGCUGUUAACAUGAUAUCGUCAUCGGACAUCGAUAAAGAAUCACAGCUGUAUGGGAUUCCAAUUAGCAUAAAAGAGAGUUUUACAUUGGGCGGUUAUGAUAGUACUUUGGGUGUUAUUAAACGCUGUAGCAAACCUAUGAGCGAUGAUUGUGUUCUCGUGAAAGUACUCAAGAGUGCUGGUUCAAUCCCCUUCGUAACUACUGUGACCAGUCAGUUAUGUCGCACAUUGGAUAGCUUUAACUGUGUUUAUCGUGAGGCAAAACAUCCAAUGAAUUCGUCGAGAAUGCCUGGUGGGAGUUCAACGGGGGAAGCUGUACUAUUGGCGUUGAAUGGUUCUCCAGUUGGUAUUGGUAGUGAUAUUGCUGGUAGCAUCCGUAUCCCGUGCGCAUUUUGCGGUUUAGCUGGUUUAAAACCAACGUUUGGAAGACUGAGUGUAUUGGGCAUACCAACAAUCACGAAACAUUCGGUGCUUUACAUAAGCGCUUGUCCAGGACCCAUGGGUAGGAAGGUGGAAGACUUGGCUCGUGUAAUGCGCGCAUUGUUGUGUCCUACGAUGUUUGAUCUGGACCCUUAUGUUAUACCGAUGCGUUUCAAUGAGGAUUUAUAUGAAGGGAAGAGGAAGCGCCAGUUAGUAAUUGGUUAUUAUUGCAACCUUGAUGAUCCGAAUCUCAUUCAGGUAGUGGAUGUGAAUAGACAAGUUGUGGAGAAGGCAGUUAAAGCGUUAGAGAGUUCUGGACAUAAAGUUGUAAAGUUCACCGUCCCUCAUCCUUAUGAGGCUUACGUUCUUGGUCUGCGUGCUUUGUUUUCAGAUGGCGGUUGUGAACUACGAAAGCAAUUAAAAGGCGAACCACUGAGUCCACAGCUUGAAUUUCUAAAUCUUAUCCUCGGAUUUCCAGACUUUCUAAAACCUAUCAUGGGGUUCCUAUCCCGAUUGUUUGUUGGAAGACCAGUUGGUAUAUCAAGUGCCCUUCGAAAACUGAAAGAUGGUCAGGCAGCGCUUAACCUAAUCAAUGGAAUCAAUAGUUAUCGACAUGAAUUCGGUAAAGCUUGGAGUGAAGCAGGCCCACUGGAUGCACUGAUAUGCCCAGUGUCUUCAUACCCUGCCCCUCCCGACGAUGCUUCACCUUUGUACAUUUCACCAUCAAUUGUGUAUACAUUUUUGUAUAAUAUUUUGGAUUAUCCUGCUGGAGCAGUUCCGGCGGGUUUUGUCAGUAGGCAGGAUGUUCGAGAUGCACUAGUGAAAUCUGAAUCCCUUCUCACUGCUGGUGAUACCUACAUGUCUAAAGUGCACAAACUUUUAGAUGGAGGGGAGAAUAUGCCACUUUCUAUCCAAGUAGUUGGCAAACCAUUUCAUGAAGAGACUGUUCUUCGAGUAAUGCGUGAGAUAGAGGGGAUUUUUUCUCCCUAGGAACUAACACAAAUUAAACAAUAUUUUCCUUUUCGUUUGUGUAUGUGAAGUUUGUUUUGAUACUGCAGAUUAUGUUUUUACAGCGUUUGGCUUGUAUUCUACAUUGGAUUAAUUGUGAUAAAAUGGUGGUAUAAUAUCAUGAUUUGGAUUUAUUUAUCUAUUUUCUAAGCAGAAUAUCCAAUAAUUUUUAAUUUGGGUGAUCCCCGUUACAAUUUCAGUUUUGUCUUGUGCUGCUAAGAGCAGUCUAUUGAGUGAACUUUUAACCUAGUUAUGUACAUCUAAAAACAUUAUGCUAAUAUCAAUAAUAAUAGUGAUCAAUUAGCAUUCUUUGUGUUAUUGAUUCAUGUUGAAUUGUCAUACAUAUCAAUAGCAAGUAUAAAACCUUUUCAGUAAACUUCAAAUGAUUAGAACUACCAUGUAUGCUGAAAAGUG